CGUAGCUUUGAGUUCCUCCCUGCACCUCGAAUACACGACCAUCUAGGCCCCCGAUUUCUAGAACCACAUACACUGUGUACAUUGUGCGGGAAAUUUAACCAAUCUACAAAUUCACAAGUUUCCGAACACGUAAGUGGUCGAAUUCUGGCUAAUCUUUGCUCGUCCUUAGACGCGACCUUUCGAGCCCGUCACAUACAGUACAUGACCAACUUUCGCUUUCUUCCUCUCCAUCUAAUAAAUCGCCUCUGCCUCAAUUUACUUCUUUCAUUUUCCUACUUUGUCAAUUACGCACCGUGCACGUGUUUGCUCGCUGCCAUGCGCGCUCCAUCUGCACGAAUCUAUGGCAAAAUAUUGCCCGUGUUCGCUACUCCGGCCACUCCUUCAUCAACGCGACCCUCCCCCCUUCCUUCACUCUCCACGCGGUUAUGCAAUCUACCCGCUGAAGUAUAUCCCUUUCGUCCGCACGCGGUCAUAGUCAGACACUCAUCAAUGCCAUGCGAGCGGAAGGCCUACCUACCUAUCGUCCUCCAAAUUCGCCCCCAAUGUAACACAGAGGAUGCACCACACCGCUGCACCGACGCCCAAAUUAAUCUGAUUUGCCUGCUGAGGGCAUCAUGCAGCCGCAGGAAAUUCAGAAAACCCCGCCGCCCGCCUACCAAAGCAAGCAAGCAAUGUGACCCUGUACCUGAAGACGCGACGCGAAUGCAAAGACCACCGGGAGGGAAAGCUGGGGUCGAUCUUGGUAGGUAUGCUUGACGAUCGCGCUGUGUAAGAGGUACAUACGUGGUGGCGGAGGAGAUCCAGAUGUGUGUGAAUGCUGUAAGCUUUAUGUCCGUGGUGGUAUGCACAGAAGGCGACAACGUCUACACAGUGCAGAGUACAUCGACGACAAUCGAC
Molecule: messenger RNA, 897 nt
Organism: Aaosphaeria arxii CBS 175.79
Lineage: Eukaryota; Fungi; Ascomycota; Dothideomycetes; Pleosporales
Exons: 1
Coding region: 202-756 (184 amino acids)
Source: RefSeq, a predicted model, not a curated record